AUGGAGUCUAAGAAGGAGUCAGUGGAUAUCACCGUCUGUCAGUCAUCCAAAGAAUCGACAAAUGAUGAAAGAACCGAAGUGCCUGGACCACAGAUCCAUACGCACGAGACGCAGCUUGAGAUAGUUGAAGAUGCGGAUGACGACGUGUACGCCCUGUGUUUCCCUCUAUUAGUAUUCACACCUUACAAGUUAUUUCAAUCAAUCAAUAUUGACCUGAGAAGCGUCUCUCCAGAGGUACGAGCGAGUGUUCCUGCAGACGAUGAGGACAUCCCAGUCAAUACCUUCCGCGCCUGGUUCCUGGGGAUAGUCGGAACUGUGGUCCUUACGGCGUUGAACCAGUUCUUUCAACUUCAUUCUCCACCACGACGCUUCAAUCAAAAGGAGCACUGUAUAGUGGCCAUAAUGGCGUCCCUGGUGACAGCCUUUGACAACGGGUCUCUCGCAACAGAUGUCUACGUCGCUUUUGAGAAGUUCCUUCAUGUUCCUAUUUCCCUCGGAUAUAGGUUCAUGUUUCUUCUCACCACACAGGCUUUGAGCUUUGGCAUCGCAGGAUUAUUUCACAAAUUCCUCGUUGAGCCAGAAGCCUGCGUCUGGCCGGGGGUGCUCCCGACCUGCUCCAUGUUGUAUACAAUGCACCAACGGAACAAACAGAACGAAGAAACUAAUGGAUGGAAAAUUAGUCGCAUGAAGCUUUUUGCUGUGGUUAUCCUUUGUGGGACACUGUAUCAAUUUCUUCCGGGGUUCUUAUUCACAGGCCUCACAACAUUCGCCUGGAUAACUUGGAUUUUUCCCAACAAUGUCACUAUCAACCAGGUCUUUGGAGCCAUUUCAGGAAUGGAUCUUCUCCCCAUGACCUUGGACUGGAAUCAGAUCACUGGCUAUCUAGGAUCACCUCUCCUUGUGCCUACAUGGGCACUGACGAACGUGUUUUGCGGAAGUAUCUUUUUCCUUUGGGUCGUGUCUCCGGCAUUACACUGGAGCAAUGUUUGGGAGGGAAUGUACAUGCCGUUUUCUUCAUCGAAGACGUUCGAUAAUACAGGCAAGCCAUACAACACCAGUCGAGUGAUGAACUCAGAUUAUUCACUAAAUCAGACUGCCUAUCAUGAUUAUUCUCCAGUGUUUCUGUCAACAACGUCUGUUCUUUCAUAUGGAUUGGGAUUUGCCGCUGUGGCUUCAAUCAUAGUUCAUACCGCUCUCUACCACCAUCGUGAGAUCUGGUACGGACUUCUUGCCAGUAUUGGAAAGUCGUCUGGUGAAGAGAAGCCAGAUAUUCACGCAAGGUUGAUGAAGAAGUAUAAACAAGUCCCGACGUGGUGGUAUGGCUGUACCUUUCUAGGCAUAUUCAGCAUCAGUAUCGCUUUUCUCUAUGCCUACGAUACUGGUCUUCCCUGGCAUGGUCUGAUCCUGGCCAUAACGCUUCACGUGAUACUCUUGUUGCCAACAGGUAUCAUGAUGGCCUACUGCAAUAUCAAGUUGUCGACUGCCGUGAUAUCGGCCCUCGUAGCGGGGUAUAUCUGGCCAGGAAAGAUGAUGAACAAUGUGGUCUUCAAGAUCUUUACUCUUGUUUCAUCAGCCCAAGGACUCGGAUAUAUCUCGGUCAUGAAGCUUGCCCACUACAUGAAAAUUCCUCCUCGGGUCACUUUCGCCGCACAGUGCACGGGCAUCAUCGUUUCGUGGCUGACACAGACCGCAGUCAACAUCUGGGCGAUGGGCAACGUCAAAGACAUCUGCACCUCGAAAGCAAGCAACAACCAGUUCCUCUGUCCACUCGCUGCAGGCUACGCCACAAAUGCCACCUUCUGGGGCCUCAUAGGGCCGAAAAGACUCUUCUCGGAGGGGUCAAUGUACCGACCUAUGCUGUGGUUCUUCUUCAUCGGUGCCGCAUCCCCAUUAGUACUGUACCUUCUGGACAGACGCUUCCCCCGAGCAAUGCUGAGAAAGAUCCAUCUACCCGCAAUCUUCGCAUCCACCGCAUCGAUACCACCAGCCACCGCGGCGAACUACAUGGCCUGGGGUAUUGUGGGGCUCUACUUCAAUGGCCAUCUCAAGCACAGGUACCGACCGUGGUGGAUGAAGUAUAAUUACAUUCUAUCGGCUGGACUCGAUGCGGCGCUGGCAGUCGGCAACUUUCUCAUCUUCUUCUGCUUGGCGUACCCUGGGAUUGAGCUCAAGUGGUUCGGGAACGACAUCGCGGCGCGAACCGCAGAUGGGCUGGGCGUGCCGUUGCGAACGGUGGAGCGCGGACAAACCUUUGGGCCGCGGAGUUGGAAUUGA
Molecule: messenger RNA, 2274 nt
Organism: Aspergillus fumigatus Af293
Lineage: Eukaryota; Fungi; Ascomycota; Eurotiomycetes; Eurotiales; Aspergillaceae
Source: RefSeq, a predicted model, not a curated record